GGUUGAAAGUCAAAACAAGUCCUUUCUCUCUGUGUACUCUUAACUCUUUGCGGAUCUCUUUGCGGCUUUUUUCAGUGUUUUACUUUAGCUUUUGGCGAUUUUUCCUUUUUGUAUUCUUCGUCCCCAAUGCAGCCUGUGUGACAUUCGUUUCGGUUUUUUAAAGGACAAAAUUGGCCAAGUACGGGGCUGGAUGUUGUGACAUUUCGACAUGGUUCGAGAUAAUAUAGAAGACAUCGGGAGUGCCUCAACUUUGUUACAAGGUGAGCUUAAUCUUGAUUCUUGUAGCUUCAUCACUUAUAAUUACUUAUCACGUGGCUUAUAUAGAACUUCACUAAUAUUAUGUUUUUGUAUAUAUAUAGUGCAAGAGCAACAUUCGUCCAUUACGACUAUUACUGUCUGACAUAACUCUAAGCAGCUCUAAACAAUAAUCAAUUCUUCUUCUCUGACAUUUUCAACUUCUGUUCGUUUUUCACCUUUACCUUUAAUUUUAUUCAUAGAAUCAAGCUUAAAAGUUAUCAUUUAGGCUUAUCGCAUGGAACAGUGUCGUGCAGGUCGAUGGCUUACGGCACUCCCCUGAUUUUGUUCUCUUUUACAGCUCUUGUAAAAGACUUGCGUCAAAACCAGAACAACGAGGAAAGAGUCACAGCACUGGCAGAUCGAAUAACCAACCUUGCAAACAGAAUGCAUAAGCUCUCAUUUGAUAGAAGUGAAAAUAAUGCAGUGUUAAUUCAGAUACACAGUUGUUCUGUUACACUUUGGAAUAUUGCUGUGGCAAUGAAGACUGGUGGAACAACAGGCGCAAUUUCAAAUGCACGAUGUAAGAUCCAGUCUGCGUCUGUGUGUUUAAUAAGGUUUCUCAGCUUCAUUCACGCUUAAGUCACACUCUCGAUAUACAGUACGCGUACAGCAUACGGUAAAAUCCCGAAAAAAAGGAACAUCAUCAUAGGUUUGCCUGGUUUAUUCUCACAGAUCAGAUUGAUGUAUUGAUUGUCACGAUAUAUCUUGUAUGGUCUGGUUACAGUUAGAGUCAACAAGAGUCGGAUUUUUUAAAUUUUGUUUUUUCUAGGUAAAUAAAGUACGUUUAAUUCGUUUUGAUUCUUCUUCGAGUUUAUUUUUAGGUUAUAAUUCCCCUGAGUUAAUAUAAGCCCAUCUAAAAACCCUUACGAAAUUGUACUAGACCAGCCUGAGGGCUCACACCCUCUCUCAAAUAAUAGUCUAAUUAAAUGGUCUCUGCGAUUUUUUUACACGCGAAUGAGCAACUACUGACUACUAAUAAGAAUUUAGAGGCAUGUAAUAUUGCAAACUUAUAAUGACAGCUUGUUGUUUAUAUAUUAGUUAAGAACAACUUUGCCCUUUUUGAUUUCAGUAAGGCAUGCAGCUUGUAACCUGUCAUUUUUGGCAAAUGCUUCCGAAACAAGUGAGGUGACAUACAGAAAACAACUCGUGGUGAGAACAAAGAAAUGUUCAGUUUUAUCAUUCUCACGAUCCUUCUUUCGUCGGCUUCGUCUCAAGCAAGAUACUAUGUAAUUUCUUACCUAUUAAAAAGCCACAAAGAUACGGUAUCUAAUCUUUUAGUAUUAUUAUUUUUCAUUUAGAUGACAACAAAAACCGGAAAAGCCUGGCUGGGUAAGUCAAACUCGGUAAUAUCAUGAUUAAAUUCACUCGCGUUCAACCCAAAAAUGUCCAAUUGUUCACUUAAACACGUAACUGUAACCGAAACAAGAUGCUUAGAGGACAAAAAAAUUCCAGUGCGUAAAUAAGAAUGGAAUACUCAAAUUAAAGUUGAAAGGCAAAAUUUAAACUUACAACGCGAUCUUAUUGAUUUCUUUUCAUUUUUAGUAUUCUCACCAUAGUACAAUUCCAAGUCCGUAGCCAGACACUCGGCAUAGACUAUUUGGUAUAGCUUUACAUGGCCUUGAAAACGUAUAGUUACUACUACCCCCAUUCUUUCCCUUUAAAAAGUGAUAUGAAGUAUAGAGCGUUUUUACUCACGUGGCCAGCAUCUAUGCUAAUUUAUUGGAACAAAAGAAACCAUUUACAUGAGAAAAGAGUUAAACUCCCAGAGGAUUUACUGGGUACACCAACAUGGCCGCUGUUUCGUUGUUUUGGAACACCAAUAUGGCCGCCGUGACGUCAUGUGAAAACGCUCUAUUACUUGUAUGUGAAAUUGAUCGUCGCAGCCCGAUCGGCACUUGGAAAUCCAAAAAUCCAAAAAUCCGGCGUCAGUUUAAUGCAUUAUCCAGUAAGAACGCCGGCCACGCACAUUACAGAAAUCUUGCGACAAUUCAACAUUCAAGUUGCUUUGAGCUGCUUAACUCUUUUUGUAUUUUAGAAUGUCAAAACCCAGCCAUGGCAGAGGAGUGCCUUGCGUUAGCAUCAGAGGUACGUUUUAGAAUACUCCCUACCAGAACUGUACAGUGCUCGGCAAUCAAAUUUUAACACUUACUUUUAAACCAUUACGUAAAAAGUUGUUUAACUACAUAAAUUUGUAACGGGUGCUAAAUGCGGUCAUUGCACGUACGCAUAGUGUUUCAAUCAGCUAAUAAUCCCCUUUUAAGGGGUUGCUGUACUGGAAAAUAAAUCUCUCAUUUUUUCCUGAACCUGUUUCGUAUCUCGGCAUCGUUCUUAAUUUUGGCUUCUUUGACAAAGAAGUUAAAGUUACAUUUUACAUCUUUUAUUUUUGAGUGUCGAAAGUUAGGGUAUUUGGUGUUUGCUUGUUCUGUAAGUUUGGUUAAAAGCGUCCACGCCACUUCUAAGCCAAUCAGAAAUAGGACAAAACUAAACUACCAUAAUUCGACCAAAAAAUCAGUCCGAGGCUUCUGGUGUUUGCCAAAGGAACUUCUUUGAUUUUAGUUUAACGACUUUCACAUGUAGUCAUUACUGUCCGACUUCAUGUCCGGUGGUCAGAGCAAGUAUUGUACGAUGGUUAAAUUUGUUUCCCAAGACAGUAAACUUUGUCACUUUGAACUCAUGAAGGGUAUAAAUUGUAUUGGCGUCCUACUGCAGGGGUUUCCUAAGUGAUGGAAUGGCAUCCAGCCCUGAAGGAAAGAGGUGGCGGUGGAGUGAUACUCCCGGGUGUAACAUACUUGAACGUCAUUCUAUACUUUUUUUGCUUGGAUAAUUGCCAUAAUUGGACUCCAAUCUUUUUUUGUGUUGGUUGUUNCGGCGUCAGUUUAAUGCAUUAUCCAGUAAGAACGCCGGCCACGCACAUUACAGAAAUCUUGCGACAAUUCAACAUUCAAGUUGCUUUGAGCUGCUUAACUCUUUUUGUAUUUUAGAAUGUCAAAACCCAGCCAUGGCAGAGGAGUGCCUUGCGUUAGCAUCAGAGGUACGUUUUAGAAUACUCCCUACCAGAACUGUACAGUGCUCGGCAAUCAAAUUUUAACACUUACUUUUAAACCAUUACGUAAAAAGUUGUUUAACUACAUAAAUUUGUAACGGGUGCUAAAUGCGGUCAUUGCACGUACGCAUAGUGUUUCAAUCAGCUAAUAAUCCCCUUUUAAGGGGUUGCUGUACUGGAAAAUAAAUCUCUCAUUUUUUCCUGAACCUGUUUCGUAUCUCGGCAUCGUUCUUAAUUUUGGCUUCUUUGACAAAGAAGUUAAAGUUACAUUUUACAUCUUUUAUUUUUGAGUGUCGAAAGUUAGGGUAUUUGGUGUUUGCUUGUUCUGUAAGUUUGGUUAAAAGCGUCCACGCCACUUCUAAGCCAAUCAGAAAUAGGACAAAACUAAACUACCAUAAUUCGACCAAAAAAUCAGUCCGAGGCUUCUGGUGUUUGCCAAAGGAACUUCUUUGAUUUUAGUUUAACGACUUUCACAUGUAGUCAUUACUGUCCGACUUCAUGUCCGGUGGUCAGAGCAAGUAUUGUACGAUGGUUAAAUUUGUUUCCCAAGACAGUAAACUUUGUCACUUUGAACUCAUGAAGGGUAUAAAUUGUAUUGGCGUCCUACUGCAGGGGUUUCCUAAGUGAUGGAAUGGCAUCCAGCCCUGAAGGAAAGAGGUGGCGGUGGAGUGAUACUCCAGGGUGUAACAUACUUGAACGUCAUUCUAUACUUUUUUUGCUUGGAUAAUUGCCAUAAUUGGACUCCAAUCUUUUUUUGUGUUGGUUGUUUUGUUUUACUUUGAAGUGCUGGGAUGGAUUGCAAAAGGUGUGGUCAUUAAAUGAGAUGCAGUCAUCAUCAACGGAACAGGUCAAAAACAUUGCAGAAAGUGAGCGCUACAUAUUCCGUGUCUUUUGCUACAGAGCUGAAGCCGUGAGUAGUUUUCACUUAAAUUGCACAUCACGAAAAGUUUACGAGAACAAGCUUUUAAAACUAGCCUUUAAUUUUUUAUUCGUUGCGUUUUAGGGUUUUCUAAAGAUCCAGGAAACGUUGCCACUUAUGAUAGUGAGGAGCGUGUUUUUUUAAUUUUUAAUGGUUUGUAUGUUCAUUUACAGAGCUUUUCGCUGAAAAAUUACGACUCAGCUAGCUUUUAUGUUAGGAAAGCCAGAGAAUACUUGCCAAGACUAACUUUAAAAGAGGUGAGGGACGAUACGUGCUAUAGGCACUUUAUAUAUUUUGCCAUGUGAUUAAAAAACUGGUAAUGUGCUCCUUUUCCUCCGUACCGAAGAGCAUUUCCUUGGCACAGCUGUGUUACAAUUUUGGUGUUGAUACCUACUACCGUGAGGAAUACGAGAAUUGCAUCGGCUGGCUCAGGUAGGCAUUAUUCUGGUAAAUUAAGUCCAACAAAUAAAUCACACCAGUUGAGUGCGGUACAAACCACACCUUCACAUAGUAAUCAACUUGACCCAUGUCUCAAAGAGGAAUAUUUAACUCAUCUUAUAAUUAUCAGGGAUGGAUCUUCUGAUAAAAACCAAUCUCGUAACGUACUAAAGUAGACUUUUCUCACUUUAAAUUGUUUUUUGCUCAGGCAAAGUUAUGAUCUAAGAAAAGAAAGUAAUCCCUUUGGAGCAAAAAAGGAGGUAUGUGAUUACAAUUAUUUCUUGUACGAAAGAUCUAUUGUCAAUAAUGGAAUGUUUGCUNAAUACUUGCCAAGACUAACUUUAAAAGAGGUGAGGGACGAUACGUGCUAUAGGCACUUUAUAUAUUUUGCCAUGUGAUUAAAAAACUGGUAAUGUGCUCCUUUUCCUCCGUACCGAAGAGCAUUUCCUUGGCACAGCUGUGUUACAAUUUUGGUGUUGAUACCUACUACCGUGAGGAAUACGAGAAUUGCAUCGGCUGGCUCAGGUAGGCAUUAUUCUGGUAAAUUAAGUCCAACAAAUAAAUCACACCAGUUGAGUGCGGUACAAACCACACCUUCACAUAGUAAUCAACUUGACCCAUGUCUCAAAGAGGAAUAUUUAACUCAUCUUAUAAUUAUCAGGGAUGGAUCUUCUGAUAAAAACCAAUCUCGUAACGUACUAAAGUAGACUUUUCUCACUUUAAAUUGUUUUUUGCUCAGGCAAAGUUAUGAUCUAAGAAAAGAAAGUAAUCCCUUUGGAGCAAAAAAGGAGGUAUGUGAUUACAAUUAUUUCUUGUACGAAAGAUCUAUUGUCAAUAAUGGAAUGUUUGCUGCAUGUAAGUUGUAAUUGGGCAUGAACAAGUACAUUUUUCAGUCUCUUCUGUGACUCCAAGGUCAAGUUACAGCCCUUUUCUGUCUUUCCUUUGCCUUUGUUCGCGUGAAAGAUAACUGUGAACACAAUAUCCUUCUCUGGCGGCAUAGAUCUUCGGCAUAGUUACUAGCUUUCAGUUUCCAGAAAUUAGUUCAGCCAUUGUUAAAAGGUACAGAAAAGAAUGAAUUGUAGAUUUAACAGGAAAUAUGCUUUUGAAAUUUGCAGCAGGCAACAACAUUGCGCCUUCUGGCAAAUGCAUAUCUUGAUUGGGACUACAAAAACAACUGGCAGAUGGCUCUCAAUGCAACUGGUAACAAAUCCUGAAUACUUUAUCUUCCGCCAGUAAAUUUCAAGAACUUUAAGUCGUUAUUCACUUAUACUCGCUUUAUUAUGAUUUUAUAAUGGCAGAAGCUCUGUUGAGUGUGUAUGAAUCUUACAGAAUACGCUUAUCCGACACCCUGUUCCACUUUGACACAAAUUAAAAUUCAGUUUAACCUAAGAACUGUAAAAUUGUUGUUCUAUCACGUUUAAUCCAAUGCAUUUAGUAAACUUACUGCAGCCUUAUAUUCAGCAGCCAAGAUUAACCAUGUUUUUCUUUUGUUCCUCUUUAGACCUUGCAAACUCUGUAAGUACCUACAUUAUUUUUGCUAUGCAGAGGAGUUGAUGAGUUCUAUUUAGACUGUAUUUGAAUCCGAUUUGGAUACAUUCAAACAACUGACGUAUAUCCCGCUUUUCUACUUAGGAAUAUAGCCAUCCCGCUGGACUUUAUCUUAAAGCAAAACUACUUAUUAUGGGUAAUGGGGAAACGAUUCCACUUUCGAGAUUGAAGUCAGGUAUCAAACCUUUCCCUUAUACACAAUUUGCCGUUUUUUCAUUUAACGAGUACUGUAGGGACAUUAUAUUAUCUCAAAGUAACACGUUAAACAUGUAACAGAGCUUGAAUUGCUCUUACAUGGAAAAUAAACUGACUAUAGUCAAGGUUGUUCAAUUCAGGUCAGAUCUGGACAAUUCAGUAUUUGAGCAUGAAAAAGCUAUGAGAAUGUGUUUUUUUUUGUCCAGGAAAAAAGAAUAAAUCAAAGUUUUCCCAUGCAACUGUAUUUGUCGUGAAUUAAUACUGUUCUAGCGUUGAAGAAAGCAAGUUUUUGUUAACUUUUAUCCAGGGUAAUAUUUAAAAGAUAUGACGAUACUGCUCUGAUUCCUUGUCUCGAUUGUUUUAUUCCCUUUCCUUGCAGUUUUAGCAGAUUUCGGACCAUGAUGGACUGAGGGAAGGGGGGAGGGGGUAAAAUGAGCGCACAGUCGGCCUUACGUUUGAACUGUUAAGAGUUCCGACGUAAAAUAAGGACGUUCAUGCACCUUUUUACCUUAAGUCGUUUUUUCAUAACUAAAUCAGUAUGCCAUAUUCAUCAAUAUUUAACGUAAUUUACAUCUACUGGACGAGUAAACAGUAAUUAUCAUUCAAUAAAUUCAGGUAGGGUUUGUUUUAUUUAUAGCCUUUGAGGAAACUCUUCAGCACCCGGACUUAAAGGUGGAUCUUGGUUUGUGUGCAGUAAAUUUGGCAAUCCAGCAAAGCAGGUGGGUCGAUAAUUGGUAAAAUGAAGAUAUCUUUUAAAUGCAAGAGCAAAUUUAGUGGCAAGAAAAUCAUGUUUAACUGCACAUAAUUAUAACUUGUUAUAUAUGUUUUAUGGAUUGAACAAGUAAAUGUACGUGUACUAAUCCACGAACGUCAUAACGGGGUAUUCAUUAAUUUAAGGGAAGUUCCUAAUAAGGUUAGCGGGAAACCAAUUGUAGAAAUAGAAGCGUUAAUUUUGGCAUGUUUAAAACAUUCUGGCAAUCCAAGAUGAAGGCCGCUUAGAAGACCAAGAGAAAAAAGCACAACUUUAUCAAUUCUUGCUGAAAAUAAACAGAUAGUACUAGUCAUAAUUAAUGUGGUGAUAAAAUGAAGUUGAAUCUAUUUCUUUUUUAUUAUUGUCAGACCGGAAUUGGCUUUUGACUGUUUGGAAAUUCUGACUUCACGCUUCAAAAACUCUCCGGACCUUUAUAAGAUUCAACUUGAGCACUUGGUAAGUUACUAUAGCAAUUUCCAUUUAAUAAGGAAUACGGAAAACAUCUAAAGAUCUAAAAAUGACUUUUCCUCCUCUUAGGCCUACCGCAAAUCAUAAGGGAAUUGAGAUCAAGGCAAAAGCUGCGAUUAGGCUUUUUUCUUAAUUUUUGUUACUCUUACAGAAGUUUUUUGAUCAGAAAUGAAGGAGAUCAUGUUGCGAUUUUAAAGAAAAUUUAAGUGACAAACGGUCUACAUCAACUGAAUUCAUUACUCUUUGUCUGAAGGAACUCUUGUUAAAAAAUAAGAAGGAUGACGCAGCAAAGGAACUUAUCGAAAACUGCAUUGUUGGUAUGCAAGGCCUAGCUUGUUGAUACUUAUCUUUGAUCUCUUUUUUGUUUUCAUUUUAAUUAAUCGUUCUGAUUGAGUUUGAUCACGAUAGUGCACUGACAUCAUGAUUUGUUUGUUUGUUUGUUUGUUUGUUUUUUUGCUAAAUUGUUUUUCAGGUGAGAUGAGCAAAUCCGUUGAUUCAGAGAUGUUUCAAAGAUUCCAUAUUCUUUUGUGGGAAAAAGCGGCUGUUUGUUAUGAGGUUUCUAAAUGAUAAAUGACUGUUGUCGUUAACAUUAAUACUGUUUCAUUUCCUUUCGCUUUUGCAAAAGUAGCGUGGGUGCCCCUUAAUUUUUGUACGGUGAUAAUUAUUAUCGUGUAUAUUUAUUAGAAAAUCGAUCCUAUAAGUUUGGGAUAAUUCUAUUCACAAGGAACCAAGCUGACAGUAAACAUUUGUAAUGGUUCGAAUUCCCAUGGGAUACUCAUAUUUUCCUUUUUUCAACUUCUAUUUCUUCAGGCAAAAGACUACAAUGAAGCAUUAAACUGGUAUAAUUAUUCCUUGAGCCUCUUUUCCUCGAACGAGACAAACAGCAAAAGUAUUGCAAAACUGCAGGUUGGUAUGAAAAAGAAAUGAAAAGCGUUGCCAUGCUUCCAAUUAUACUACCUUUUUUAAAAUAACGGGAAUUGAUUUGCACGACAAACUCAUUUAGUGUGACCGAUACAGUAGUAAAUUGUUGGUUUUCAUUUAAAAAAAGAACGAUUUUUGAUUUGAAUUUAAUGCCAUUAGCUAUCUGAAUAAAAGAAGGAGAGUCAAGACAAAGUAUGCGCGCUUCUCGGAAGUUUUUACAUACGCAUCAAGCUAGUACAAUAUAUCUCUAGGUUAAACCUUGCUGAGUGGCAUACUGACGGUUGCUUUUACACCAUACAGACCAGAUACAGGGCUUACAUUUGUUACUCUAGUUAUCAUCUACUGAGGGCCUCGUGGGCCGCCUUUUGAAAUUGAAAAGGGCCCUUUUGUAAGAAAGGGAACCCACUCUCAGUCUGGAAUUAUGUACCAAAUGGUUUGAAAUUAACUUUGUUCUUUGGCCUAACCUCUUCUAAAACAUUUUCGUUAACUUUUUGCUGGUGAUCAAAACCAAAUGGGAAACAUCAUACCUGUUCUUUUUUUUUUUGCAGCGAAACAAAUGUUGUUGUUACAUGAAUCUUCAAGACUAUGAGAAGGUUUGACAAGAAGACCCUUUAGCUUAAGCUAUUUGCGGUUACAAAAAUAGCCCAUUGUACAGUUACAGGUGAAAACGAGGUUGGAGUUGACCUCGUUUUGAUACAGCCCUUCUUGCUUUAGUAUAUAAAUUAUGUUCUUAUGCUAACUAGUAUUUUUUAAGCAUAAGUUUCAUAAGAAAAGGAAAGAGGUUUGUAUCAAAACAAAGUCAUCCCCAGCCUCGCAUUCACUCAAAGGUCCUCAAAGACUAGGAUACUAAUCCCACAACUGUAAAAUGGUCUGUUGUAUCCCCAAAGUGAGAUAGCGGUUUAGGUCUAAGAUCUGGGCAGGGGGUUACUAAGACUAAAGAGGGUAUUACUUUUUGUCUUCACUCCUCGUAAUUAGGUGGAAACAAUGGUUAUUUCUUACGGUUCCAAGUCAUGUUGUCCAUCUGCACUCUUUUUCAACUAUACAGAGUGGCUUCUAGCUUAGUUUAAUUACGAACUCAGCCAGCCUAUUGCAGCCGCUAUUCCCAUAAGCCUUUUUAUAUUGAAACUGACCUACCAGGCUUAAUUGUCAAUAGUUUCUUUUAAUGGAGAGGUAGGACUGGUAUUUAUCUCAGUUAUUUAAAAGUUGAGUUAUUCCUUUUUGGUGCGUUUCUUUCCAGGCCAAAGAAGCCAUAAGAGAAGCGGAAGAAAAUGAUUCCGAGAAUGCUGUUGUUUACUUCUAUAAGUUUAAAAUAGCCCUCUUGGAAGGACAAGAUGACCUUGGUGAGCAUGGCUACAUCAUAACGACAUCAGGAAACCCCAAAACUAGUGAGAUAAAUAAUUCAUCUCUCCUAUGCAUACACCCUACACUUAGUAAAGUUAUGGUUAUUUUAUUUACGUCUAUUUUACCCGGGUCUAUCAUUUUAACUUCUAACAGCUUGUCGAUUCCAACCCGAACCGAAAUUGUGAGCAUCAGCAAGAGUGCAUGCUUAACAUAGUUUAUUUUAAUCACCAGCUGUGGACGCAAUGACUAAGAUGAGUGAAGUUGAUUCAAGGCAAGAUAAUAACAUAACAGAAACUGAUGCUCAUUUGUUGAUAUGUCUGGCUGCACAAUUGGCUUUAGAGGUACGCUCAUCAAUCGUUCUGCAUGAUGUUACUAUAGACUAAUACGUUUCUGCGUAAAAUCCUAGGUGAAGACUUACUACUCGGAUUAGAAUUUGUCUGUAGUACCGCGAAGGAAGCUUCAGUUGAUCCUUUGCGCCAGUAGAUGACAUAAAAACGCAAGUUGUUGUUGAGAAACAAGUUCCCAUCUGACCAUUCACUUAGUCUUUCUGGAGGAGGUGCACAGUUUCUUCUCCUAACAGAAAGAAAAAUAUUUGUCAAAAUGGACCGUAGUCCGUAAAUAGUACCAUGACUUUAUAAGUUUGAUGCACUUGUAACAGGACUGAUGUGUCCGAUUUACAAAUUUAUGAGAAGUUCAUGAAAGUUCAUGAAAUCUCAAUUCUACAAGCUUCUAGAACAUUCUAAGUGUUUUUUGUUUCAAAAUGAAACGUGUCUGGGACAGAUGUGGGGUUGGGCCAUUAAAGCCUAUCUAGAUAAGCUAAAUAGACGCGCCGCAAGUAUUUAUUGAAGGUCGAUCUAUCGGGGCUGAGGAGUUAAAAUCAAUACUUGGCUGGCCCAGCCUACAAGCACGCAUAAAUUAUCUCAAAUGCGUCUUAGUCCAUAAGUGUCUUCACGGAAUAGCGCCUUCGUACUUACUUUCAGAGUUUAGACGCGCGCACCUUUUCCAUGGCUAUAACACCAGAAGUCAUGAUUUGCUGCGCCCUCCCUUCGCAGAAACUACUAAAUACCAAGGUAGCUUCAGAAUAAACGGUGCUUGGACCUACAACACUCUACCGACAGCUGUACUGAGAAUCAUUAGACAAGUAGAGACCCUCAGUGAAUUCAAAAUCAAGCUAAAGCGCCAUUUUAAACAGUAACGCCAGCGGUACAUGUUGUCUUUGUAACUUAAUUAAUUGUCUAGUUUUAAUGUUUUAAUGUCUUUGUUUUUGUGUUGUGUCAGGGCUCCAUUUAAACUCGGCUCUGCUAAAUUGGAUGCCCCUGGAUAAAUAUUGAAUUUAAAAAAAAAAACACCCCAAAAAACCCAAUCAAUUUACUAGUAAGCUUUUUAUUUAGGAUGAUAAAUAUUAACAGUGUACUUUUUUGAGAGAAGGACAUCUCGUUUCUAAACUUGACAUUCCUUGGAAAACAAUUAAAUACCACUGUAACCUUUAAAGUAAUUAAACUUAGGGAACUCUUUUAUUUUAUGUUGAUACAAGUUUUUAAUAGUGGGAAACUUUGUACUAAUUUCAACCUAAGGCUUAAUCAUUAAGGCAAAUAAAAAGAGAGCUUCUAAGUAGCGAAACGGAUUUAGGAAGAAAGAUUUGGAGCGUCGAAAAAAGAAUUAAAGAGAGAGAGGUAGUAAGGAAGAAAAAAAGACAAGAACACUGUAGAAGUUUGACUGUAAGCCAACAGUAGCUAAAGAGUACACUGUUAAUAAAAGGGUAGCAGUUUGACUGAUUGGUUGUGGUGAGUUCCUCUCGCCUCGCCGUUCCCCCUAAACGUCACGAAGUUCGUUUAUCACAUUUAUUAUACAUUUUGUGAGACGAACAUACUUUGCAUGCUACAACCGAUUGUUAAGCUUAUUUAUUUAUUUAUUUCUCCUAAAAAAACUAACAAAGAUAAUGAACUAUUUAAUGUCCCAAAAACUGAUAGUUAAGAAAAAGAAGGCGAAUAGUAAAGCUUGUUGAUAAGGCCUCGUCAAUUAAAACAAGUGAUUUACUUGUGAUGAUGAUGUCUUGAUAGUUUUACAAAAUGGAAAUCAUCACGUCAACAAUGAAAGAGGAAAUUUGGGGGGGGGGAGGAGUGCCUUUAACCUUGCAGGGGACUUCGUGUCCUAUUGUUCAUUUUCACCUUUUAUAUAAAUUUGUUAUGUAUUCUUAAUCUGCAAAUAAAUAAAUAAAUACAAUACAGUUAUUUAAAUCUCUUGUCAAAACAGAAGUCACUAAAUAUUUGAGAAGUAAAAGUAAAUUUCAUUGUAUCUAAGAUAGGUAAUAUUUAUUACAGAUAGAGGUUUUUAAGUUUUUGUAAACUUUGUUCUUUAUACUUUAUGUCUUUUAGCAAAAGAACCAUCAAGUAACCGUCAGUGCUCUGGAACAGGUCAUAGCUACUAGCAGUGAUAAUCAACAAGUUUUAACGUCACUUAGGUAUGACUAUCUACAUGUAUCUCUUUCUUUUAUAUUAGUUAUCUGUUAUCUCUUUUAAGCGUGCGAACUUCCUUGGUAAAUAACGUCUUUAGCCAAAUGUAACCUACGAUUAACAUAUCAUUACCGAUUUUUAAAUUGAGUGAACUGAUCCAAUUCUUUUUUAAACCCUGUGAAUGAUUUUUUUUUCUAUUUAAACAAAUUAGAUGCUUGUCAAGGUUAAAGCUCACAGAAAUUUCAGAUUCAGGAACAAGGUAAAUCAACAAUGAAAUAUUUUUCGGCUUUCUAUAUCCUAACAUUUACAAUUGUUACCAUAUUCUGCAACAGAACUGCCCCUUAAUAGGUUUUAGGUAAUUCUAAAACAAAUCUCAUAAACUCCAAUUCUGAUGAUUUUUAACUCAUUAUUUUUUUUUAGGAGAGAUGUUACCUCUUUUCUUCGCUAUCUACAGAUCGGUAAGUUGAGUACCUAAGAACAAUCCAAACUGAGAAGGCAUACUUUUCGCUAUUGAUAUCACUUGAUUGAUAAACUUAAGUUUUCCAUAAUUAUUGUGUUCAGGUUAUUUCUAAAACCUCUACUUGUAAUAGGGCUUUCACAUUUUCUGGCAUACAACUUUCUCCUGCUAGCCUCCAAAAGCAUACUUUGUAAAUCUCUUUUUCUCCGCUUCGUUGCAGAGAUAAAUUUACCGUCACUUUUAAUUCUUGAUAGCCUGCGAAUACAACUGCUUCUCUUUUCUCCUCGCGAAACGUCCUUAGCUGCGAGGAGCAAGGAGAAACGGCUGUAUUCGCAGGCUACAUUCUUGAGGGCAGCGAGUCAUGAGUCAGUGGGGGCAAAUUCUCCUGCCCCACAAAUAAAACAGCAUGUUCGGUUCUCUUACGAUUUCGAAUACGAAACUAGUUAUUCGAGUAUUUGAUCGUUUCUAGGACUGUGGCAAUGGGCAUUCUGAAACAUGAUUCAGGCCGUCCCCUGCAUCCGACUGUGUUAACUUAGUUCCGGCACUGACAAAACAGUUUACAGAAAAUAAAUAACUUAAAAAAAUAAUGAAGAUCAUUAACACGACUUCUUGGAAUUAUUUCUUAGCGUUGGAUCGCUUGUCUCAGAUGCACGGUGCAGGCGAUACGCAUGUGUAUGUAGAGGCGAUGUGGUUUAUGAAAAUCGGUAAGCUGCUUACUUAUUACGAAGAACGGACAACGAAUGUCUGUUUUUUACCAUGCAACGUUCCCUUAUAUACCAACUUUGAUUCUGUGAGCGGAAAAUGCAGACAAGACCUAAAGGUUGGUGGCUUGAAAAAGACGCUCCAAAAGAAAGUUUUAUGACCAUGGUAUGUGUCUUUUAACUAAUCCGAUUCUUCCAACCGCCGGCCCGGUUAUAUCAUUGGUAUUCGAAAAGAAUAGGGCAAGUUUCCUCGGUGGUGUUUCCCCCCCUCAUGCACGUAUAGUUCCUGAUAUCCUAAGGGGUCAUCCUUGGCUGCAUGGGUUACAGCAAGCUCAUAAAUGGAGAAAUAGAAUCGUGAUAAAAUGUCAACCAAGAAUACAUGCUAUACUUUUCUGGUAUAGCAGGUUGCUUGAGUUUAAAAUUAGCGGCAAACAUUCUAAUAAUUUCCUCUUGGUAGGCAAACGGACAGACUGAUACAGAAUGAUAUAUUCAAAGACCUUGCAUUCGACUUCUGCUUAAGUAUUAGUGCUCGGAUAUUCAACAUAGGAGUUUACCCCUAAUUACACUUCUAAUGAAAUCUUUACUCUUAGCUUGGAAUGUUGCACUGGAAAGUACUGAUAAUAGCUUGGAAAUGCAAGAGCUUUUCCUGCGUUGUUAUAAGGUAGAAGUGUACAAUUUAAGUUACAUUUACUAAUAUAACUACCCCUCUGAUAACAGCCAUUAAAUUUAUGUCUAAAGAAAUGGCAUAUUUGCAACGUAUUUGGAAGUAGUUUAUGCCGGGAGUCUUGUAAGUUAUAGGUUCCUUCAAAACAUUUCACUUUUUUUCAAAAUUAUAAAUAAAUCAAUGAAAGUUAUUGAUGAAAAUGCCCUUAAAAAGGUUGACUUUAAGAAAAGGCACAGAAACGAGUCCAAUUUAGAUUUAACCAGCUAAUAUUUGUUUUUGUUGUGUGUGUUAUGUAGUUUUCUUGCCUUUGUCCCGUGGAAUCUUCUAACUUCGUUCGUCAAAAGAAUUGCCUUGUGAUGGCUGCUGCAUCUGCUGUUCAAGCAGCAAGAGAACAAGACAAAAAUAGCCAAGAAGAGAAGGUUUAUGUUACUUCCUAUAACAUUUUCUGUGUUCCUAAUUCAUGUAAUCAAGAACAGUAACUUAAAACUUUUGAACUGGUCGGACAUGCAUUCUGUAUCGUUCUGGAAGGUCUGUUAAAUUAAUUGCUCAACCACGACCUCUUUUUUGUUGCAUAAAAUAACAGAUAGGACCGAACUCUUGUACAAACACGAACCGCACGAGCAAGUUGAAGGGUGGCCCUUGGAAACUGGAGAAGCUCUCGGAAUACAUGAGUGCAAUGUAACCGUAGAGAAAAGAGGAAUAGUUCAUUGGGGAUCAGACACAAAGAGAGUUGUUAGUUGUAUAAAUGACGUAGAAAUAUUUAUGUUGUUCUAAUCAAAUACUUGUUCCUUAUUGUAGAAAAAGCUAUUAAGGCAGUGUUUGGAGCACGUCGAGACAUGUCGUGAUCUUCGCAAAAAGAUGGCUGGGGGUGGCGUAGUGAGUCAAAAAGGUAAAUUGAGUACGCCUUUAUUUAUCGAUCUGUUUUUCGCAUCUUUAUCUAACUUUAUUCCUGAAGUUAUAAUAUUCCAAUAGAGCUAAUUUUGGUACUUUUUUCAGACGAAUCGUUUAUACUGCUCACUCUGUAUGAGUUCGAGGCCAAGGUGCAACUUGGUACUGAUUCAGACCUAUAUGAAUGUUUACACGCAGCGGAAGCUUUGCCACACACUGAUGCAAGUACCUUUGAAACUCUUGCUGGUAAUCAACUUGCAGAUACGUUUAUAUGUAUAAUUUUCUGUUGAAGAUAAAAAGGAGAAGACUGUGGUAUCCAAUUGGUUAACGCACGAUAUAACUAAACUCGACAACAAAUUAAAAACGGUGGUCAGAAAUUUUUUCAUUUUCUGUUACAAAGUUUUAAGAAAAUUGUUUGAUACAUGGAAUUAUAAGACUGUGACAAGUCUUGUACCAGUUGUACACCAACUUUUGUAUAUGUUGGAAAUUUCUCUACUAUUUCUUUGACCAUAUGAAAUUGCACGUGUCAUUAACUUGUAAUACUUCCAACAAAACAUCUUGCUUUACUAACGCAAUUGUUUUACAUUUGGUGAAUUUUUCUGGCUCGGUGAAGCCAUUGCAGUCGAAUCUCCUACUUGUAACAGAGAGAUAAGUAUGAGAGCUUUGAGAGUUGCUAUCAAGAAACAUCUUGCAAUGGAAUCAGUGGACUUCGCUAAGUUGAGGUAGCAAUCCUAUAUAUAUUUAUACAGGUGUUUGUUCAUAUCGGCAGACAUUUCCAGCUAUAUGCUUGGUUAUUAUAAUAUAUUAUCCACUGACUCCUCUAUGUCUCAUGCCUUACUUAAUUGCUUACUAACUAACUUCCUUCCUUACUUUAACUCUUCUUUGCUUUCUUUCUUUCUAAUGUAGCUACUGUGUACGUAAUUGAUUGAAAUGUUCAUAAGAAAUAGAAGCCAACGAGAUAACACUAGUUUAAUUGGUCUCUCGACACCAAAAUUAUAUUUCCGUGAUCUGUGCAAGAUGUUUAAUUAAUGAAGGUAAAGUAUAGGUUUCAGUUUUAAUUUUAGUUCUCUGAAUAACUAAUUAUUUAAAGCGUCUACCAUAAUUAAAUACUGAUAUCUAAUAAUUACCCUUGUUCAGUAAAGCUUUUCACAGUCUGGUAUAUCAUGCAUUAAGCAGUGGCAGUAGUAGUGACGCUGAGAGCAAAGAAGAGGCUUUGGCUAUAUACCAAGACAUUUGUGAACUCAUCGAGAACCAGGCAAAGGUAAAAUACUACAGACUGAGUAUUGUACGCUCAUCCAGUGUCUCAGAAAAGCUCAUGGACCCUUAUCGGUGCUAAAAGAUAUAUCAAAUGGUAUAAAACCUUUCUCAGUUUUGAUAUAAAUCAGUUGAUGAGAAGUUACCUCUAUUUCAGGGAUCGUAUCCCGAAGUUCAAAUCCUGUGGCUCAUGACGAAAGCGUGGAACUGUGGGAUAAACCUAUUCAGGUAAAUAAUCAUAUUACGUAACACCGGGACGCUUACAGGUAAUGUCGUAGAAAAAAGUUUUCACUGACAGCUGAAAAUAUUAGGGAUCAAUGAGCCUCGAAAGAAAAACGGAAUCAAGGUAAAACCGGUCGACCUUCCCUCUUUGCUUAAUCGAACAUGUGGCUUAAAAAGAGGGUAGCCACAGAUUCAGUGUCGGCUUCCUGACACGUUUUGAUGAGUUCACUUUUUAAAAGGAUAUGUAUAAUUUCGUCGCGCAGACGAUACGCAGAUAGAUUUUGCAUUCAUUGCUUCAAAUCUAGCGAAUUUGCAACCUCAGUUGUGAGUAGUCGAACAUAAACGACAUUCGGUAUCUGUAUCAGUCAGUCUCUAUUUCCGUUAAGCACGAGCACAUUGAAAUCAGACAGCACUUCACCUGCUUAUAUUAACAUCAUGCUUUCUUCAAAAUACUUAAUUCAUCAUUAAAAAACAUUAGAGCAUGUAAAAAAACUGUGAUGUACUAGCUUUACCAUGUUUCUUGUUCACAGUGCCAGUAGACAUGAGGCCGGAGAGAAGUGGUGUUCGCUGGCCAUGAGACUACUGCAUCAUUUGUCUACAUUUAAGUGCAACUAUCAAGAAAAGGUCAGCUCAACUCUCUGUUGAUUACACGGUGAUAAAUCCCUUUCAAGUUAAAGCCUUUUUCAGGUGUCCCUCACUUCUUCCUGGUUUGUUUUCGUCAAUUUGACUCAAGCUACAGAGUAUGUGACAGAGAACAGGUUCUUGGCUACUUAAAAAAUUCAGUAAUAAGGGUAACUCCCCGGGGUCUGGUAUAGGUUAAAAGGGUUCCCGGGUCACAGCGGCACAUCCCCACCCAGAAAUUCCUAAAGUACCCCCCCCUCCACCGGGGGGUAACUCCAGUCACGAACCAUCAAAGGCCGUAUAUCAUUAUUUAGUUAAUAUCCACUUUAUUGUUUCUUUAGAUGACCAAGGUAUACGGUGAUCUUCUGGAUCGUAUGGAAAACAACACAUUCAAGCGCCAAGUUGAAGAGUGACAAAAACUGACCGUCUAAUUAGGCAGCAGAAAAUACACAUUUCUGGGAAAAACAUUCUUAUAGUUAUACUUGGCGGUUAUGUAUAUGCAUCCGGCAUGGACUAGCUUUGAUUGAGUUUUGUUCCAAGGAAAUCAUAAGAUUUAUUUUACUACAUUCCUCGUUUUCGUAAAAGUCUAUUUGAAAAACCUAUAUUUCUAUUGCACAUAACGAUAUGCUCUAACAUGGAAAGAGAAAUUCGCGCAGUUAUAGUUUUGCUUAAGAAGUGGUUCCUACGUCUUUG
This is a messenger RNA of Porites evermanni, 17874 nucleotides long. The record is from the annotation of a GenBank genome assembly. Lineage: Eukaryota; Metazoa; Cnidaria; Anthozoa; Scleractinia; Poritidae.